AUGCGCUCUCAUGCCAUCUCGCUAGAUUGGCAUCAUACACCUGAAGGUCAAGGGGUUCUCACUCAUCUGACGGACCAGACCACCGGCGAGAGAAGGAUUUAUGGUUACCUGGAACGACCGAUCUUGCCUCCCACCGUUCAAGUGGUUCAUUACAAGCUCUUUUUAAGUGGGAAGGCCGGGAUUGGCAAGAGCAGCCUAGUCUCGUUUCUCUUGGGACAGGCUCAUUGGACCUCUCACUUGGGCGAGACACCCGGGAUCAAGGUGACCAACGUGUUUUGGCCCACCAAGAUUCAAACUCAAUUGGUCUUGUUCCAUUUGUCAUUGUGGGACGCCGGUGAGACAGCCAGCAAGAAAUACAGCCACAUUCAACCGGUGUGCCAGGAGAACUCGACGGGAGUGAUUUUUGUCUUUGCUUUUAAUGAUCGGCGGAGUUUUGAGGAAUUGGAUCAACAAAUUCCCAAUCUAUCUCAGGCUCCCACUCAGAUUUGUCCAAUUGUGGUUGGUACCAAAUAUGGGAGCGUGAGUGAAAGCGAAAUCACUCAGCCGGACGUUGUUCGUUUCGAAACCCGCUGGAAACUGCCCGUUCUAAGGAUUCGGCAUCAAACUCCUCAAGCUGCUUCUACUCCUAACCAAGGCGAAGUAGCCAUUGUGCUCAACUUGAUUUGCGACCAAUUGUGGUGUCAUCAAACGACUCGCUUUGAUUCGAACCUUCCUUGA
Tigriopus californicus is the source of this 717-nucleotide messenger RNA. Its product is annotated as ciliogenesis and planar polarity effector 2-like. The transcript is spliced from 4 exons. NCBI's taxonomy places the organism in Eukaryota, Metazoa, Arthropoda, Copepoda, Harpacticoida, Harpacticidae. Bases 1 to 717 code for a protein of 238 amino acids. Gene Ontology annotation, molecular function: GTPase activity; GTP binding. The record is from RefSeq and is a predicted model, not a curated record.